AUGCAGAGAAGAGCUGGGGACAAUAACAAUAUUAACUCAAGAAAAGCAGCACCUUUGCAUCCUCAUGAAAAUGGAAAAAAGAUGGAAGUGCAGAGAAUCAAACCACAAACUGCAGAGGAAACAACAAUGGCCGACAGGCGCCGGUCGGGGAAAGAACGAAAAAUGGCCUUAUUACAAGAUGUUGAUAAUCUGAAGAAGAAACUAAGACAUGAAGAAAAUGUCCACAGAGCUUUGCAAAGGGCUUUCACGAGACCCUUAGGGGCUCUGCCUCGUCUCCCUGCGUAUCUCCCUCAAUAUACACUCGAGCUUCUAGCUGAGGUGGCCGUUUUAGAAGAGGAAGUCGUACGUUUAGAAGAGCGGAUUGUGAAUUUGGAAAAUGCGAAUAACGAGCUGUCGAUAGGUAGCUUUAAACGAGGCCACUCAAGAUCCUCGUCUCGAGGUGAUGCUAAUUUUGGAUCAAUCCAAACGAGGCCUUGCCGUUCGCCUUCUCCUUCUCUCUCUCGAGUUGCUUCGAUAAGGAAGAUUUUGUUUUCCAAUAGUGUGCCCGAUUGCUCGAGGCAUUUUACUCAUGAGAGCCCACCGAUUAAUAAACGGAGUGCGAAUUCUUGCAAGGAGAGUAAACCGAAUGCCGGAAAGAAAUCCUCCGAAAUGAAAAACACUGUCAAAAGACGUACGAAUUCUCCGAAAAUGCAGUGUAGAAUUGUAGAACAAGCACAAGAGACGUCUUCUGGUUCGUCUGAUGGUAGAGUUGUUGAUGCCGAUAGUGAGGCAAACACAUUGUCCGAGGAUAUAUUGAACUGUCUGAUCAAUAUCUUCGUGAGAUUGAGCUCGUCAAAAGGGAAGAAAAUGGAUUCGGAAUAUUUUUCCUCUUUGGCAGCAAGGGCAUCAUUCGAUGAGAAUAACAAGGAAUCGAACUUUCGGGAUCCGAAUUGCGAUUUGUCCGAGUCCAAGAAGAUAGACAUUGGAACGGAAAAAUAUCUUUAUGUAAUAGAAGCUCGAUCAAUUGAUCUUAAACGGAAAACAAAUGCGUACUUUUUGAUCCAGAGGCUUAAGAUUCUUCUAGACAAGCUGUCGUCUGUGAGGUUAGAUGGUCUAAGCCAUCAUCAGAAGCUUGCAUUCUGGAUAAACAUAUACAAUGCCUCCAUUAUGAAGGCUUAUUUGGAUCAUGGAAUACCCGAAAGUCCUGAGGAAAUUGUCGAUCAAAUGCAAACGGCAACAAUAAACGCCGGUGGACAUAAGCUAAACCCAGUUAUGAUCGAACACCUUAUAUUGAGACUUCCAUAUCACUUGAAAUACACUUGCUUAAAAUCAGCCAAAAAUAAUGAAAGGACAAUAUGCAAAACACUCGGUUUGGAUUGGCCCGAACCUCUCGUCACGUUUGCACUGUCAUGUGGAAGCUGGUCUUCCCCAGCUGUGAAGGUGUACACUGCAUCUCGAAUCGAGAUAGAGUUAGAAGCUGCCAAAAGGGACUAUUUACAAGGGGCAAUUUUCGUGUCAUCUUCGGACAAGAUAGUUAUUCCCAAGCUGCUCGAUUGGUACCUUCUCGAUUUUGCGAAGGAUUUGGAUUCGUUGCUCGACUGGAUUUGUUUGCAGCUGCCAGAUGAUAUUCGAGACGAAGCUGUAAAAUGUGUUGAGAGAAGGUUAAAAGAGCCUCUGUCAAACCUGGUGCAAGUGAUGCCUCAUAAUUUUAGUUUCAGAUACCUUAUACACAGGUGA
Striga hermonthica is the source of this 1716-nucleotide messenger RNA. The record is from the annotation of a GenBank genome assembly. NCBI's taxonomy places the organism in Eukaryota, Viridiplantae, Streptophyta, Magnoliopsida, Lamiales, Orobanchaceae.